GACGUCAGCAGACUGAUCAGCUGUUUGAGCCAAGACAGCGACAGUUGACUGAGGAGUUUGCCCGCAGUGCCCUGCUGUCAAAACGAGCUUAUACAUAUACUCUUGCACCGUGUGCGGUCUGUUGAAUUUGACUUCGUCGUUUGAAUUAGACUUUAGAUCAUAUCAUCUACUGUCGAUAUUACAUAAGACAACAGUUUCGUUGGUUAUAACUUACAGCUGAAGUAGUCCAGUUUCUCUGAUGUCGUUGCUAUCGAUGCUGAAGGUGCGAGAGAGAAUUUUAUAACGGGAAUCGUAAGAACCGUGAGGUUUUCUGUAAAAAAUGUCAACAGCGGUGCUCUAUACAAAGGGUGCAAAAGUAUGGCUUCCUGAUGCAACGGAUGUCUGGAAAAUAGGAGAAAUUCUGGAGGAUUUCAAAUCAGACUCUCUAAAGCUGCUACUAGACACAACAGAAACAAUUGAACUCAAUGUAAAAGAAAGCAAAGAUCUGCCACCACUUAGAAAUCCAGAAUUUUUAAUUGGUGGAAAUGACCUCACGUCACUUUCAUAUCUGCACGAACCCGCUGUCUUGCAUACGCUGAAAGUUCGUUUUAUGAACUAUAAUGCGAUCUACACGUAUUGCGGAAUUGUUUUGGUCGCAAUUAAUCCUUACCAAGAGCUGUCGAUCUACAGCCAAGAUACUGUGUUGGCGUACAGAAACAGAAACCAGUAUGGAAGUCUGGAUCCUCACAUCUUCGCUGUGGCUGAAGAGGCAUUCACUAAAAUGGAAAGGGAAAGCCAGGACCAAUCCAUCAUCGUUUCGGGUGAAUCGGGUGCAGGGAAGACGGUGUCCGCCAAGUACGCCAUGCGCUAUUUCGCUACAGCUGGAGGAUCAGCUACUGAGACGCAAGUGGAGCGUAAAGUUUUAGCUUCCAGUCCCAUCAUGGAGGCCAUUGGCAACGCAAAAACCACGAGAAACGACAACAGUUCGCGAUUCGGAAAAUACAUUGAACUAGGUUUCAAUAAAGACUAUCACAUCCAAGGUGCAGGCAUGCGCACUUACUUGCUGGAGAAAUCGCGUGUGGUUUUCCAAUCAGCCGAGGAACGCAACUAUCACAUCUUUUACCAGCUAUGUGCGGCUUCCUCGUUACCUGAAAUGGCGUACCUACAAUUGCAGCACCAAGACCAUUUCUCAUACACUCGAAAAGGUAACUGCCCCACAAUCGACGGUGUUGAUGACCUGGCCGAGUUUCAAGAGACCCGUCGCGCUUUGACGCUUCUCGGAUUCAGUGAAGACCAACAGGCGGAUAUGUUUCGAAUAUUUGCGGGCCUUUUACAUCUGGGUAACGUCACGAUUGUCGACGCCGAUCACGAAGGAAGCAACGUUCCAAAAGCCGACACUUAUCUGGCCUCGUUUUGUUCAUUGAUGGGACUUGACGUAGCUUCAAGUGAAGAACUUCGAAAGUGGCUAUGCUUUCGCCAAAUUGUUAGCAUGAAAGAAGUCUUCACUAAACCGAUGACCAAAGCAGAAGCUUCCUUUGCGCGGGACGCAUUGGCCAAGCAUAUUUACUCGCUUUUGUUUCAGAAAAUUGUUACCAUGAUUAACAAAUCACUUGCCAGUUCCAGCCGGCCUCACCGCUUCAUUGGUGUUCUUGAUAUUUACGGUUUCGAGACAUUUGAGUGGAACAGUUUUGAACAAUUUUGCAUUAACUAUGCAAACGAAAAAUUGCAGCAGCAGUUCAAUCAACAUGUUUUCAAGCUGGAACAAGAAGAGUACGUCCGAGAGAAGAUCGAUUGGACCUUUAUCGAUUUUUACGAUAAUCAGCCGUGUAUUGACUUGAUUGAGAAACCGUUGGGCAUCCUGGAUUUGCUAGAUGAAGAAUGUCGAGUACCCAAAGGAGCUGACAACGCUUGGGUUGAAAAGCUUUACACCCAAUGCAAAAAGUAUGAACAAUUCGUGAAACCUCGACUAUCCAACACGGGCUUCAUUAUCGUCCAUUUCGCGGAUCGCGUCGAGUAUCAGUGUGCGGGCUUUGUCGAAAAAAAUCGUGAUACGGUUCUAGAAGAACAAGUGCAAAUUCUACGUAGCAGCUCGAAUGGAAUUGUCCGGCAGCUAAUUUUGGACGAAGAGUCGAUUGUUGGUGCUCGUUCUCCUGCUGCAGCAGCUGCGGGAUCGCGUAGUGUUGUCGGUACCGUUCCUCGAGGAGGUGGCAGCUUGUUAGUCCCUGGAGGUGGCGCAGGCCGACAGACCAACACCAUGACAAAACAGAAUCGUCGAACAGUUGGUUCGCAAUUUAGGGAAUCACUAACUCUUCUUAUGAAUACGUUAAAUGCUACAACCCCGCACUAUGUUCGAUGUAUCAAGCCCAACGAUUCCAAAGAAUCCUUCGUUUUCGAACCUCGCCGAGCAGUCCAGCAGCUUCGCGCUUGUGGGGUCUUGGAGACCGUACGAAUCAGUGCUGCUGGAUUUCCGUCACGACUAACGUAUGAAGAAUUCAUCGUCCGUUAUCGAGUCCUGUUUCAUAGCCGGCAAUGUCAGCGGAAGCUGCGAGAUUUGUCUGUUCAGCGAGAAUCUUGUGAGACAGUCCUCGCUACUCUUAUAACCGAAGAAGACAAGUUCAAGUUUGGAGCAAGCAAAAUUUUCUUCCGUGCCGGUCAAGUUGCAUACUUGGAGAAGCGCCGUACAGACAAAUUAAGAGCUUGCGGAAUUCUCAUUCAGCGGAUGAUUCGUGGCUGGUUCUACCGAAAGCGCUACGUUAAGUUGCGACUGGCAGUUGUUGGCGUCCAGCGAUUUUGUCGCGGUUACUUGGCUCGUUGUAAAGCUCAGCGCUUGAGAGAAACAAGAUCAGCCAUCGUUAUUCAGAAACACGUCCGAGGAUUUCUUAAGCGACGUUCUUAUACCCGACUCCGUGAGAACGUACUCCGUCUGCAGACGUAUGGCCGUGGAUUCCUGGCUCGCAAGAGAUACCUGCAAUUGGUGUGCAAUGCCAAGGCAGUUAUGAUUCAAAAGAUGGUUCGCGGUUUCUUAGCCAGACGACGUUAUCUUCGUGCACGUAAGAGCAUCGUCCUGUUGCAGUGCUGCUGGCGUCGUUGGUUGGCCCGUCGUCAAUACAAAGCUCUUCGUUUGGAGGCCCGAUCUAUCGAGCACGUCAAAAAUCUUAAUAAAGGCUUGGAAAAUAAGAUUAUAUCCAUGCAACAAAGAAUUGAAGAGAUGAACAAAGAGCUGAUACCUCUUCGACAAAAGCAAAAUGAUUAUGCCGAAUUGAAGACCCAGUGUGAAGCAAACCGCGGAUUAGCCAAUGAGUUAAAAGUUUCUGUUGGGCGGAUAGGUGAACUGGAACUCAUGGUAAAACAAUUGCAGACCCAAUUGGAUCGUGAGAGAGAUGAAAAGAUGGAUCUCGUACAAGAUCGCGAGAGGGUUGAAAAGCAAAAUGAAGAGUUAAACGCUCAAAUCGAAAAUAUUCAAAAAGAGCUCGUUGAGUCGACUGAAAUCAACCAAACCCGCAGUCAGGAAGCCGAAGAAUCCAUCCUACGAAGACUGGACCAAGAACGAGCUAUGCUGGCUCAAGAAUACGAUCAAGAAAGAGCAGCCUACCAGAAGUUGCUUCAGGACUACCACGAGCUGGAGGAGCGGUUUGAAGAAGCUGAAAGAGAACUUGAACGCCUUCAUGAGGAACCAGGGAAAAGCAGCAAGAGUGAAACUAUUCGUGGUCAUUCUCGCAACGCUUCGAACGUGAGUACGCUCAGCAAUACCAGUGAAUUGAUCGCAGAUCCUGAAGAUGAUGGUGGUUAUGGAUCUGUUCGUCAUGUUCCUAAUCGGUCGGACAGCGAAGAUGUUGGUCUGGUCCUCAAGCUACAACAGCGGUUGAAGACUGUUGAAAAAGACAAGGCAUCAUUGGCGACUAGGGUUGAAGAGUUGGAGCGCGAAAGUCCGACUGCCGAUGUCAGGAGAGCUCAGGACAUGAUACGCUUGCAAGAGCUCGAAAUGGAAAACGCCAAGAUCAAAGAUGACCUGAAGAAUCUUCGUCGUCAAGCUGCAACAGAGAAUGAGGUUCAAUUGCCCCGCAGUCUGGAUAUGCUGAUGAGCCAAUUCGAUGCCAUGUCCGACGAGCUCGAUCGACGACGAGAGGAAUGUAUUCAGCUGCGGACCGUGUUGGCUAACACGACUCUUGGAGGUGACAUUGGUGAGCAAACUACACUGAACGCAUCGCGUCUAAACGGAGGAGAGCCGUUUGCUGAAGACAACGAGAUUUUGAUGGCUUUUGAAUCUCAAAAGCGUAUCAUACGGCAUCUAGAAAAUGAAUUACAGGAAGAGAAAGCCUCGUCUCAGCGGAAGAUUCAGAUUGAAAGAGAAGAAGUCGAACGUCUGCGAUUGGAUAAUGAACAGCAGGCAAAGCUUCUUGCCGGGGCCUUACAUCGGACGCCACAAGGACAAACCGAUGCUGUCAUACAGCAUGAAAUUUCUCGACUCACGGCUGACAAUUUGGAUCUCCAGGAAAAGAAUGAUUUGCUAUCCGAGCAACUCAAAAAGUACAGAUCGCAGAUGAAAUUGGCGAAAAAGGUGAAGCAAGAGGGUGUACCUGCCGAAAAUCAGGAAGCCAGCCCUGAAGUGCGUGAAACAGUGCAUUCGAGUCGCAGGAACGAAAGAAGCGAAUCAUCGCUGCCGGUUGUUCGUAAAAAGGAAACGAAUUAUCUUGGGAUGUUUGAUUUUAACAUGGGCGACGAAAAGCAGAUCGCCAGGAAUCUCGUCUACGAAUUGAAACCACGCGUUGCGUCAACUCUGUUACCCGGUCUUCCGGCAUACAUCAUUUUUAUGUGUGUCCGACACGCAGAUUACAUCAACAGUGACGAUAAAAUCAGAUCUUUCUUAACUCUGAUUAUUAACGCUAUUCGUCGACUCAUUAAGAAACGCUAUGAGGAUCUGGACACUUCAGUUGUCUGGUUAGUCAACACGUGCAGACUUUUACACAGUCUAAAGCAGUACAGUGGAGAAAAGACAUUCCAAGAGGAAAAUACUCCGAAACAAAAUGAACAAUGUUUGAGGAAUUUUGAUUUGUCAGAAUACCGACAAGUUCUUAGUGAUAUCGCUGUUUGGAUUUAUCAGGCGGUAAUCAAAUUUAUGGAAGAGCGUGUUCAGCAGCUUAUUGUCACUGCAGUGUUGGAACAUGAAGCCAUCUCUGGACUUUCUAGUCAUAAGCAACCAGUAGGACAGAGCGGCCGAGCGAGAUCGGGGUCAACGAGGGAUACCACAAGUCCUGUUGAUCCACAAGAAGCGAUCGCACAUUUGUUGCGCGAGUUAACCAUUUUCCACCAAGUGUUGCAGUUAUAUGGCGUAGAUCCGACGCUUAUCGCCCAAGCUUUCCGCCAGGUGUUCUAUUACAUUUGUGCCUGUGCAUUGAACAACCUCCUAUUGCGUAAAGAAAUGUGUCACUGGUCGAAAGGCAUUCAGAUUCGGUACAAUAUUUCCCAUCUGGAACAAUGGGUGCGUGACCAGCACAUUCAUGGACAGGACAGUAUGAGUGCUACUAUCGUAGAUACCCUGCAGCCUAUUAUCCAAGCCGCACAGUUGUUACAAGCCAGAAAAUCCGACGACGACGUCAGUAACAUUUGCACGAUGUGUUCCCGGUUAACCAGCGCUCAGAUCAUCAAAAUUCUGAAUCUGUACACGCCAGCCGAUGAAUUGGAAGAUCGAAUUCCGAUUUCUUUUAUCCGCAAAGUGCAGGAAGAGCUGCAAAAACGAACCGACCACCAAUCACAGAGCAAAUUGCUAAUGGAUACCAAACACGCAUUUACGGUGCGUUUUCCGUAUAGCCCAUCUUCAAUCAAACUAGAAGACAUAGACAUUCCUGCCGUUUUAAAUCUACCAAUGCUGAAGAAGGUUUAAGAUCAUUUAUCCCAUGCAGAUGUGUGUUAUAUUCUUAUCGAAGCAUUCCGUUGGUGUGUGUUAAGUAUUGAGGAACGAAAUGUGUUUGGCUGCAAACGUCUCGAAGCUAACUGCGGCCAUUUGUUCUAUUUCAAAUAAGAAGAAAUGCGUUAUCAUUGAUACUAAGUACAAGAACAAACUGCAAUGUUGCUUAAGAGAAGAACAAUGAUCUGCCAAAGAUUUCUGUUAGUGACCUGCUUUGGACUCACGAUCUCUGCGAAAACAGAGACCAAUAUAUUUAUACUUACAAACGUAAUUUUCGAUGCUUGUAGGAUAUGCCUGCAGCUAUGGCCCAAGGUCGAUCUAUUGUUUGUUUCUUUUUUUUCAUUUCUUAUGUUCAUUAUUAAAAAAGUCCAAAGAUGCUGUUCCGUUUCCGUAGUUCAUGCACUAUUUCCGUUCUGUUAGGCAGUUUGCGGGAAUCCCCGUUUUCAAAAUCAUUCAGCCGUUUCAUUGUUGUGUUGAUUUAUUUAAUCGAAUACAGAUUUGUGAUUGCGAUAA
Molecule: messenger RNA, 6397 nt
Organism: Daphnia pulicaria
Lineage: Eukaryota; Metazoa; Arthropoda; Branchiopoda; Diplostraca; Daphniidae
Gene: didum
Product: unconventional myosin-Va-like
Exons: 12
Coding region: 320-5860 (1846 amino acids)
Biological process (GO): actin filament organization; vesicle transport along actin filament
Cellular component (GO): vesicle; cytoplasm; actin cytoskeleton
Molecular function (GO): actin filament binding; ATP binding; microfilament motor activity
Source: RefSeq, a predicted model, not a curated record